CGCCCAGCUUCCGGUAUUUCUUUUCCUGCAGAAGUCCAGCUUGACGUGUGUCCAUGGCAACCGCAGUAGCUACACCGGGUCCGGUCAUCUCCCGGCGCCUACCGUUACCUUUCCUGGAAGAUAACAGCUGGGGGCACGACCAAAGCAACUUAUUGGGAAAUAAAAGAGAAGUAAAUGUCGCCGACUUGUUUUAGAAAGUCAUGACGCCCUCUCAGAGAGCCCGGUACGGAUGCGAAGCGGCACGUAACGCUAAAUGGAGAGCUGCAGCUCCUCCGGCCCCCUUGCUGAAGCGUGGUGGCGGCGCACCCCAGUCACGGCCCAUUCACUCCCAACCUGUGGGACAGGUUCACAGGCCCCACUUCCCUCCUCCUCCUCACCUCCCUCUCUUCCAUACCCGCCAUGCAGAGGAGAGCGGCGAGAGGCCCCAUCUGGUCACCAUCGUCCGCCCCUGUGGUCAAAGUACACUACGCAAGGUAACGGUCCUCUUGAACCGUAGAGGUGUGGUGUCCUUCGAGCAGCUGCUAUUGGAUAUCUCUGAGGCAUUGGGGUUUCCUCGCUGGCACAGAGCCAGAGUCACACGCCUGUACACGACCCAUGCACGAGAGGUAAAAGGUAUAUGUGAUUUCUUCCGAGGCGAGGUGGCCUUUCUGGCGCUGGGGAAGGCUCGUCCAGAGCUGAGCAGUGUGCAGGAAGCCCUGGAGGAGCUGUUUCCAGAUCAUUCCCACUACCGGACUGAUGCGCUGCGGGCCUGGGAGAAAAGACUUCGUCCGGCGCCAGACAAAGCAGCUAAGGCCGACAGCGGAUACAGUGAGGGGACGGACAACGGCGAGUCACGCGCUAACCAAGAGACACACCAGGACACAAAUACACAUCAUACUAACAAACACACAAUGACACAGCCGCCUCAACACAUAGACACACACCAGCCUGAAGAUUAUAACUCAGAUGGUCAGAAGAGUCAUAAAAAGAAUUCAUGCCGAAAACCUGCUCACCUCCCCAACCACCUGCAGAGACUGCGUGUGAGGGGUGAGGUAAGAGAGCGACAGCCUUCUGUCAUUGGUCCAUUUAAACAUGAGGAAGCUCUUAGAGAAGCAUACAUACCCUCUCCUACACUGUGUGAGAACUGCUUAGCAAGGACAGCUAAACAUCAGGGUCCAGAACGGCUCAAUCCACUGUCAGGGAGGGUCCCACUUCCUCCUGUGUCGAGGAAGCAAAAAGGAAGUUCUUACACAGAACAGGAAGUGAGGAAAUUGUGCGUUCAUAUCACCCCUCCACCUCCUCCUUCAAUCAGCAGAGAUGAGGAGGAGAGUGUUGCCCAGCUGCAACUUUCAGAUCCACUUCCAGAUGUGGGUCACAGACACAAGGACAUACAGCAGAGGACAACCUUUGACCUUCCCUCGGACGGCCGUGAUGUCACCAUGGCAGAUGUUGAACGUUGCUAUGAUAUUGGACGUGUGGUUGGAGAUGGCAACUUUGCGGUAGUGCGAGAGUGCCGGCGUCGGCACAAUGGGCAAACCCUUGCCGUGAAGAUUGUCGAACGCUCCAAGCUGAUUGGUCGAGAGCACAUGAUGCAGAACGAGCUGAGCCUUCUGGGCAGCCUCUGUCACCCUCGCAUAGUGCGGCUGUUUGCGCACCACCACACACGUACUCACUCCUAUCUGGUGAUGGAGCUGGUGAGCGGGGGGGAUCUGUUUGAGGCCAUCAGUGAGAGGGGGAAGUUUUCAGAGGCAGAGGCGGGACUGAUGGUGUCAGAUGUGAGUGAAGCACUGAAUUACAUCCACUGCAAAAGUAUCGUCCACAGAGACCUCAAACCAGAAAACCUACUGAUAGAGUAUGUGGCUGCUGGCAUCUGCAGGCUGAAGCUGGGAGACUUUGGUCUUGCCAUGGUUGUGACUGAACCAGUCUUCACCAUAUGUGGCACACCCACGUAUGUAGCCCCAGAGAUUCUCCAUGAGACAGGUUAUGGUGUUUCAGUGGAUGUAUGGGCUCUGGGUGUUAUUCUCUAUGUCCUGCUGUGUGGAUUCCCCCCAUUUCGCAGCCGGGAUCGGGACCAGGAAGAGCUGUUCCAGCUAAUAAAACAGGGACAACUCAAUUUCCUGUCCCCCUACUGGGACCCCAUCUCAGAAGAAGCCAGAGGCCUUGUCAGAGCUCUAAUUCAGCCAGAUCCCACAGUGAGGCUGACAGCGGAGCAGACCUUGCUGCAUCCCUGGGUGAAGGCUAUGGCUUCCAUUUGCAGGCAGAGGGCGCUCACAGACAAAACUCAGAGGAACCCCACAAAUACUGGAGCAGAACCAGACACAGUCCAGAUGCUAGCUCAGACCAAUGCAACAGAAACAAUCACAGACAAAACACCAGCACACACCAGUAGCGAGGGAGAAAACACAUAUAAAGAGCUCAGCAGGCAGGACGAGAGACACACUGAGUUGAACACAGGAAGAGGACCAGAUGACAAACCACCACAGCUACAAUCAAAAGAGACCAGUACAAUUUACACCAUAUCUCCACAACUCAAAGUGCACACACCUUUAGAGGCCACAUCUGGUCAACAGAGACCAGAGUGCACCUCUACAGACUCAUCCAGCAGGGGGGGCAGCAGGCGAGAAACACAGGAUCCAGGUCCCAAGCUGUCAAACACAGACUGUGACCCUGGCAGCCCUGCCAGCCCGAGUGUUGAACUCAAUCAGCUCGGUGCCCCCGCAGUCCAAACUGAGCUUCCAUCCCAGACACAGUCAAAACAAAACUGCCAACAGCAGUCACCUUCAUAUUCACCACCUUCAACCAAUCAGGCACAACAAACCACAGCGGGUCACUCGAUGCAACACCUCCCAUCCUCCAACCCAGCAGCAGCUUCUUCAUCUCACUCGCUCCAUCAGCAGAACUUCCCCUUUCCCCUGCACAACCCUCCCACAACCACCGCCCAAAACCACCCAGCCGAAAACAAUGACGAGCCGAACGUCCACAGCACCACCACCCUCCCACCCACACAGUAG
Messenger RNA from Micropterus salmoides (largemouth bass), 2990 nucleotides. RefSeq names its product doublecortin-like kinase 3 (gene dclk3). Lineage: Eukaryota; Metazoa; Chordata; Actinopteri; Centrarchiformes; Centrarchidae. Gene Ontology annotation, biological process: intracellular signal transduction; protein phosphorylation. The coding region runs from base 201 to 2990 and encodes 929 amino acids. The record is from RefSeq and is a predicted model, not a curated record. Gene Ontology annotation, molecular function: protein kinase activity; ATP binding. The transcript is spliced from 7 exons.